AUGAGCCGUGCAAGAGUGUAUGCCGACGUAAACUUGAGAAAACCGAAGGAAUAUUGGGAUUAUGAAAGCCUUCAAAUUGACUGGGGUUCUCAAGAUAAAUACGAAAUUGUUCGAAAAGUAGGCCGAGGAAAAUACAGUGAAGUUUUUGAAGGAAUCAACGCCGAAACAAAUGAACGAUGUAUCAUCAAAGUACUCAAACCUGUCAAGAAGAAGAAAAUCAAGAGAGAAAUUAAAAUUCUACAAAACCUUUGUGGAGGAACCAACAUUGUAAAACUUUUGGAUGUUGUUAGAGAUCCUGAAUCUAAAACUCCAUCACUGGUCAUGGAAAAUGUUGAUAACACCGAUUUCCGUUUUUUAUAUCCAACCUUCUCUGAUUUUGAUAUUAGAUAUUACAUGUAUGAAUUAUUGAAGGCUCUAGAUUUUUGCCAUUCGAUGGGAAUAAUGCACCGAGAUAUUAAACCACACAACGUCAUGAUUGACCACAAACAAAAGAAAUUACGUGUCAUUGACUGGGGUCUUGCAGAAUUCUAUCAUCCUGGUCAAGAAUACAAUGUAAGAGUUGCUUCAAGAUAUUUCAAAGGACCAGAACUUUUGGUAGAUUUCAGAGAAUAUGAUUACUCUCUGGAUAUGUGGAGUCUUGGAUGCAUGUUUGCCGGUAUGAUUUUCAGAAAGGAACCAUUCUUCCAUGGUCGUGAUAACUAUGACCAGCUAGUUAAAAUUGCAAAAGUGUUAGGAACUGAGGAAUUGUAUGACUAUUUGGACAAGUAUUCUAUUACACUCUCUGCACACUAUGAGGGUAUUCUUUCAAGAAACAGAUAUCCAAGAAAGCCAUGGCACUCUUUUGUUAACAAGGAUAAUUCGCAUCUUGCCAAUGAUGAAGCCAUCGACUUUUUGGACAAAUUACUUCGAUACGAUCAUCAACAACGAAUGACAGCUAAGGAAGCCAUGCAACACCCUUACAUCAGUAGCAUAUUUAGCAAGUUGAAUGAAACAAGUCAAAGCUCUACCGGAAAUAUGGACACACGUGAAUAG
This is a messenger RNA of Naegleria lovaniensis, 1032 nucleotides long. RefSeq lists its product as uncharacterized. Gene Ontology annotation, molecular function: protein serine/threonine kinase activity; ATP binding. Lineage: Eukaryota; Heterolobosea; Eutetramitea; Acrasida; Naegleriidae. The coding region runs from base 1 to 1032 and encodes 343 amino acids. The record is from RefSeq and is a predicted model, not a curated record. Gene Ontology annotation, cellular component: nucleus; cytosol; protein kinase CK2 complex. The transcript is spliced from 2 exons. Gene Ontology annotation, biological process: protein phosphorylation.